This is a messenger RNA of Blastocystis hominis, 1146 nucleotides long. RefSeq lists its product as hypothetical. Gene Ontology annotation, molecular function: protein disulfide isomerase activity. The record is from RefSeq and is a predicted model, not a curated record. NCBI's taxonomy places the organism in Eukaryota, Bigyra, Opalinata, Blastocystidae. Bases 1 to 1146 code for a protein of 381 amino acids. Gene Ontology annotation, biological process: protein folding; response to endoplasmic reticulum stress. Gene Ontology annotation, cellular component: endoplasmic reticulum. The transcript has 10 exons.
AUGAAAUUUAUUUUUGCACUCCUGCUUCUGCUGAGUGUUUAUGCCUCCGAGGAGGACUACUCAGUCGAAAAAAAGAAUUACAAAUACUGUGGUGUUGAGCUGUCAUAUUCCAAUUUUAAGGAGUAUAUCGAAUCUCAUGAGCAAGUUCUCGUUGAAUUUUAUUCGGAGACAUGCCCUGCAUGCAAAAGAUUGGAACCUGUUUGGAAUCGAAUUUCUUGCGAGGUCAAGAAGGAGUUCCCCGGUCUCGUCUUUGCGAAGAUUGAAGGAAACCAUAAUUUGGAUAUUAUUGAAGCUUACGGUAUCACUCACACUCCUACGAUUGCCUUUUUCCAGGGAGAUAUUCGUACUCCCACUCGGUACAAUGGAGGCAAGUAUUAUGAGGCCUUGAAGUACUUCAUUCGUGAUAUGCGCAAUGAAGAGAACAAGGGCUCUCCUGCAAUGCUCUUAAAGGAUCUCGAUCAAACCUGGAUGUCCAUUCUCCCCAAUAUUAGUGGCUUCUUUGAGACGAAGGACUGUGACGAGUACCGCGAGUACGUGAAGGCGUGUGUGGCCAUGGGCGACAGCAUCCGUUUGGGAGAGUCUUUCAACAUGACGGUGCGCGACGCGUACGAGCUGCCCAAGCAGCGCGCGACGUUGGUGAUGUUCCGUGACUUUGAUGAGAAGGAAACGAUCUACGACGGCGAGUGGAAGGCGGAGGCCAUCGUAGCCUGGGCUCAGAUGUACAGCCAGCGAACGAUCGGCCGUGCAGAUUCGGAGACGAUCAAGAACUAUUUCAAGGGAAGCGGAAUCAUGGUGCAGCUGUUCGUGAACGGAUCCUACGUGAACGAGAACUGGUACGAGUUCCAAGACUAUUUGUUCGAAAGAGUGGCGCAGCCAAUCAUGGAGAACAAGGUCAGAGAGCGCAACACGUUUUCGAUCAUUGCAAGUGAUGGAGUCGAGUAUGCUCACUGGAUGACGAAUGCAGGAAUGGAAAGCACAGAAUUGCCGGGUUUCUUCCUUAUUGACUUUUCUACGGGAUUGAAAUAUGGUGCUCGCGGUGUAUCCUCGAUGGAGACACUGGAUACGGACUUGUACAAGUUUAUCGAUGAGUACACAUUGGGACUUCUUCCUCCUCUCCGUAAUAACAAUGAAGAGGAUGAACUGUAA